CCGCCCGCCCCUCACCCAGCGGCCCCGGCGCGGCGGCAGCGGCGUGAGGCUCCCGCGCCUUCCCCGGUGGCGGAAUCCCCGAGGAGUUCUUAACUUUUGGAAAAAGCGGGAAAAUGGCAUCAGAAGACAUCACUAAGCUUGCAGAGUCACUUGCCAAAACCAAAGUGGGUGGUGGACAGUUGAGCUUCAAAGGCCAGAGCCUUAAACUCAACACAGCUGAGGAUGCUGAAGAAGUGAUCAAGCAAAUUGAUGAAUUUGAUGGCCUGGAAGCCUUGCGCCUGGAAGGCAACACAGUGGGUGUGGAGGCAGCAAAGGUUAUUGCCAAAGCCUUGGAGAAGAAAAGUGAGCUCAAGAGGUGUCAUUGGAGUGACAUGUUCACAGGCAGGCUCAGGUCUGAGAUCCCUCCUGCUUUGAUCUCUUUGGGGGAUGCACUCAUCGCUGCUGGUGCUCAGCUGGUGGAGUUGGACCUGAGUGACAAUGCCUUUGGGCCAGAUGGUGUGCGUGGCUUUGAGGCUCUGCUGAAGAGCCCUGCAUGCUACACUCUGCAGGAACUCAAGCUCAAUAACUGUGGCAUGGGCAUUGGUGGUGGGAAGAUAUUGGCAUCUGCUCUGAAAGAGUGUCACAGGAAAUCAAGUGCCCAGGGCAAGCCUCUUGCUUUAAAAAUAUUUGUGGCUGGCAGAAAUCGCCUGGAGAAUGAUGGUGCCACUGCCCUGGCUGAAGCCUUUGGGAUCAUUGGGACUCUGGAAGAGGUCCAUAUGCCACAGAAUGGAAUUAACCAUCCUGGCAUAACGGCACUAGCACAGGCCUUUGCUAUCAACCCACUACUUAAGGUUAUAAACUUGAAUGACAACACCUUCACAGAGAAAGGAGCUGUGGCGAUGGCAGAGACUCUGAAGGCACUUCGUCAGAUUGAAGUGAUCAACUUUGGGGACUGCCUGGUCCGUUCCAAGGGUGCUGUUGCUAUUGCUGAUGCUGUUAAAGAAGGGCUUCAUAAAUUAAAGGAACUGAAUUUGUCUUUCUGUGAGAUCAAGCGAGAUGCUGCUCUGACUGUUGCUGAAGCUAUCGAAGAUAAGACAGAGUUGGAGAAGUUGGAUCUCAAUGGUAACUGUCUGGGAGAAGAGGUGUGUGAGCAGCUCCAUGAGAUCCUUGAAAGCUUCAAUAUGGCAUCAGUGCUGGGGUCUUUGAGUGAUGAUGAAGGGGAAGAGGAUGAUGAUGAGGAAGAGGAAGAUGAUGAUGAGGAGGAGGAAGAGGAGGAGGAACAGCAACAGCUGAAGGAGAGAGGAACGGAAGAACAGGAGUCACUGACUCCUAAGAAGAUAAUUGAUUCACAGGCUUCAACUCCUGUGCCAUCUCCUCCUGUGGAUGUUGCCACCUUCCUUGCUUUCCCAUCACCAGAGAAACUGCUGCGACUAGGACCAAAGUGCUCUGUGCUGAUAGCUCAGCAGACAGAUACAUCUGAUGUAGAGAAAGUAGUUGCAACCCUCCUAAGAAUAUCCUCAGUCUUCAAAGAUGAGGCCCCAGUGAAAACAGCAGUGCAUGAAACAACAGAUGCCUUGAUGAAAAAAGCCUUCAGUUCUGCCACAUUUAAUUCAGAUGCAUUCAUCUCAAGCCUCUUGGCCCACAUGGGACUACUUAAGAGUGAAGAGAAGAUCAAAACUGUACCAAGCCUCUAUGGUAUUCUUAUGACCUUGAACCAUAUAGUCCAGCAGGAUUACUUCCCUAAAUCCCUGGCCCCAGUUCUCUCAGCUUUUGUUACAAAGCCCAACCGUGCUCUUGACUCCUGUUCAUUUGCUCGCCACAUGCUCUUACAGACCCUCCACCAGCUGUAGGAGACGAGAUGUGCCCUUCCUUCCCCGUAGGAUUGUCAUCAGCAGAGAACUCGGAGCCACAGAGUGGGAGAGGAUCCCAGAGCCCAUACAGACAUGCUGUCCUUUUCUCUUUUUCCCCUGUAGGAAAUCUGUCAUUCCUUCUGCUUUCAUAAACUUGAACAAAUCCAGUUGAAUUGUCCUCCUGCUUCUCUUGGUGAUACCCUGGUCUGUAGGGCAGAUGCUUACGCUAAAUUAAGUCUAAACUGCUGUGAGCUCAGCAUGAUUUUAAGAGUUCUCCAUUUUUGUUGCAUUGGCAAGGGUGCCAAGACUAACACAGGGCCCAGAAGAGCUCUCAUCUGGAUCUACCCAGUUGGGCAUUUUGUUUUAUUGGACUUUGAUUCCUGCCUUAUAGCAUUUAGCACUGUGCCAGAGGGAGGCUCUGCUGCUGCUACUGCCCUGCUUCUCUGGGCCAAGGGGUUGCUGCUCAUGGCUCAGAGGGGUGAGGUGUGAUCCCCUAGUUCUUCUUUCAAGUCUGUUGUCAAAAGCGGUGUGUGGCCAAUGUUUAUUUUAAUAUACUCUUCCCCUUCUGCUGUGUCUUGGAAUAUUUGUGUAGUGUGGCUGAUCUUGGUGGCCAUUGCUUAAGGGAGUGAACAUAUUUUAUUGUAAUUUUUUUUUUUUUUAUAUUGCUUGUGUUGUUUAUUCUUCCUGCUCUUUUCCUUCUCACCCUAAUUAAAUAGUCUUGGUUUGGAAAUAAUUAUAAUCCAUGAAAUCCCAGUGGAACGUGUCCCUUUCUCCUCCCUUUAACAAAACACUGGGCCUGUGUACUCUGUUCACAUGCUUGAGAGCCAAGCACGUGUGAAAAUAUGGAGAGAGAAGGUUGUGCUUUUCUCUGAACAAGUAGCAGCAGGUGCCCCUAAAUCUGUCUGGAGGAUUGUCCAUAUGCCCAUACGUGCCUUGGAACCACCAUGACAUUCCUUCAUACAACUUACAAAUGUUUACGUUGGUUGCCUGAAAUGUUAUGUAAAUAAAAAUUAACUCCACAGCCCUAUAAUCAUUUAUAAAACC
Messenger RNA from Lonchura striata (white-rumped munia), 2873 nucleotides. It is a transcript of the gene RANGAP1, whose product is annotated as Ran GTPase activating protein 1. Gene Ontology annotation, biological process: activation of GTPase activity; nucleocytoplasmic transport; signal transduction. NCBI's taxonomy places the organism in Eukaryota, Metazoa, Chordata, Aves, Passeriformes, Estrildidae. The record is from RefSeq and is a predicted model, not a curated record. Gene Ontology annotation, cellular component: perinuclear region of cytoplasm; cytosol; nucleus. Gene Ontology annotation, molecular function: small GTPase binding; GTPase activator activity.